This is a messenger RNA of Zasmidium cellare ATCC 36951, 2160 nucleotides long. RefSeq lists its product as uncharacterized. The coding region runs from base 1 to 2160 and encodes 719 amino acids. The transcript has a single exon. Lineage: Eukaryota; Fungi; Ascomycota; Dothideomycetes; Mycosphaerellales; Mycosphaerellaceae. The record is from RefSeq and is a predicted model, not a curated record.
AUGAACUCGCCCUCCGGAUUUCGACCCCUCGUACCCCAGGACAUCAACGGCCCACCCCUAGCAAGGACACAACACUACCCGGAUACUAACCCAGCAUUCCCACCGGAUCAGCAGCAUCUUAUCAAGCAAGAAACGCAGGAGCACAGCCUAGCUCAGCCGGGCUAUUCGCAGCCGCCGCCGCCGUCUCAGGCAGGCCCACCAGACUUCCAAUCCCACCUUCAUCAACACCUGAACGGCAUCUUCAAUCCCUCCGUCAGCGGACCCAACCCAGAGCAAGCCGCCGCUGCCAUGCAACAUCUGCAGCACCAUAUGAUGUGGUACGAGCAGAACUUUGGCAACAGCAACGGCGCUCCACCACCACCCAAUCCCAACAUGCAAAGUACGCCAUUCGUCCAGGUCAGCCAUCCUGUCGCCGGCGACAUGGCUGCACCUCUCUUCCUCUCGCAACCUCAAAUGCCAGUCAUGCCGGCUACGCCAAUCUCGCAUGGCCACGCGCAGACAGUCCCCAACACGCCACAGAACCAUGCGCAAAACUGGCCAAGCCCACCUCCGUCACGAGUCAAGCAUCAACGAAGUCAGAGCUAUCAGCUUGAUGUCGCGCCGAUGCCUCCCAACCAUGACCCAAAUCAGUUUGCAACUCAAGGAGGAGCCUUCAGCAAUGGGUCAUUCAGCUUCUCAGGUGAGCAAGACUACGCUGCCUCCGCUUACUCCUCAUCAAUAGCAGACGCAUCCUCGCCGCCUCACCAGCACAGCACUCCGAUGCCAACACUCUUCGAGGAGACUACUCCCGAAUAUGCCACGCACGGAGGGUUGAUGUAUCAAGCAGCUGGCGGUGCUGAGCAAGAUUUCAACAGCCCACAUUUCAUGAUGGGUGGAGGGCCGAUGUGUCCAGAGCAGGCAGCGUUGGAUGCGGCCGGUAUCGACGCAACCUAUAUCGACACUGGAAUCAGCGAGGAGCAGAUCAACUCAUGGCUGGUACAUCCCACCGGCAAGGGCGACGCUUAUCGCUGCAAGUGGGAGGGUUGCAACACGAAAAUCAACCGCAAGGAGAAUGCACGAUCGCACGUUCAGAACCACCUGGACGAUCGACGGUUCCGAUGCAAUCCAUGCGGGAAGAGGUUCAACCGUCUACACGACACCAAGCGCCACCACCUUACCCACACCAACGAGAGACCAGCAAUCUGCCCGUGUGGCAAGACCUUCGCACGCGCUGAUGCUUUGACUAGACAUCGGCAGCGUGACAUGUGCGAAGGUGUGCUGCCGGGAUUUGAGAAGCUCGAAGAAGACAAGCCAAAGCGUGGCCGACCGAAGAAGGACAGAUCGGGCGGCAACGACAAGUCGAAGAAAUUAAACCGUCCUGACUUCGAGACCAGAAUGAAGAAGGCAGCUUUGGCACGAUCAAUGGAUGCUGGCAACGGCGACCACAGCUUUGCGGGUAGCACGAGCUCUGCAGCCAGCGAGUGCAGUAUGCCCCAUACGCCACCGCAAGAUCACGACGCAAUGGACGCCAACGACUUCCUCAACAUGGACGCCAGUAGUACACAGUUCAACACGGCCUCGAACACUUGGCUCGACACUCCACCGACUUCGCCGCCUUCAGCCACCCAACUCCAGAGUACUGAUUCCAAGAUCUUCAUCGAUCUCAGUAUUCCCGAAGAGCAGCCAGAGAGCGUAUCGCCAUCGAAGCUUUCGACACGAUCGUCGCCAGUGCCAACAGCAGGAGUAGCAGCGUCGGUACACAGCCACUCAAGCCCUGCCGAUAACGCCAAGAACCUCUUUGCCGACCAUUCUUCACCACCGGGUUUCACAAAUGGCAGCUUCCACGGCGACUCGAGUCCAAUUGACGGUGGAGUCGACAUUUUCAACGACGCAGUGGACUUUGAUGUGCUGAACUCGCACCCAGAUGUCGGACGAGAUCUCUUUUCACCGCCAGGAGAGUCAUGCAGUGGGUCGAGUGUCUACAACUCUGAUUGGGACACCGUGCACAUUGGCAAAGUGAAGGGCGGUGUCUCGAACGCCAUGCCAAGCACCAUCUACAGCGAUAGCUUCGACACUGUCCAGCGCAACGCGUUCUCGAUUGACGACUUCAUGGGCAAUGCCGAAGAAGACCAAUACAACGACGUCCGCGACAUCCUGGACUCAUGGGUUGCCUCGCACUAA